ACGGCGAUAAAACGUUGCUUGAAACAGCAAAUAUCGCAUCUAGAUGGAGAUUUUUCAUCAGAGAUACGACAAUUGCUGUUACAACGAGCGAAAAGUGGAUUUGUGGGAUUUUUUUUCGCUUUCUCACUCAAUUUUUUCCAAUUUGACCCCAAGUGGGAGUGAGUAAUCGCGCGAAAUUGCAGUGAAAAGCAUUCGAGUGCCGUUGUGGGUGCAUCCGUGUGGCUGUGAGGUGAAUCAGUGCGAUGUUUAGUUGGCUGAGGCGCGAGAAGGCCACGCAGGAAGUCGUGGACAAUGUUGUGGGGGCCCUCAAGAAGAUCUACCGGAGUAAAUUGCUACCGUUGGAGGAGUACUACAGCUUCCAUGACUUCCACUCCCCCAAGCUCGAAGAUCCGGACUUUGAUGCGAAGCCCAUGAUCCUCCUUGUGGGGCAGUACUCAACGGGUAAGACCACCUUCAUACGGUAUUUGCUGGAGAGGGAUUUCCCAGGGAUAAGGAUCGGCCCUGAACCGACGACGGAUCGCUUCAUUGCGGUGAUGUGGGAUGACAAGGAGGGCGUAAUUCCGGGGAAUGCAUUGGUAGUGGAUCCCAAGAAGCAAUUCCGCCCACUCAGCAAGUACGGAAAUGCCUUCCUGAAUCGCUUCCAGUGCUCCUCCCUACCCUCUCCGGUGCUACAGGCCAUCUCAAUUGUCGACACUCCCGGAAUCCUUUCGGGUGAGAAGCAGCGAAUUGAUCGUGGCUAUGAUUUUACGGGGGUGCUCGAGUGGUUUGCUGAGCGUGUUGACAGGAUUAUUUUGCUCUUUGACGCCCACAAAUUGGAUAUUAGUGAUGAAUUCCGGAGGUCCAUUGAAGCCCUCAAGGGGCACGACGACAAGAUACGUAUUAUCUUGAAUAAGGCCGACAUGGUGGAUCAUCAGCAGCUGAUGCGCGUCUAUGGGGCCCUCAUGUGGUCCCUGGGAAAAGUCCUGCAGACCCCGGAGGUGGCACGAGUCUAUAUUGGUUCAUUCUGGGAUCAACCCCUGCGCUAUGACAUGAAUCGUCGCCUAUUUGAGGAUGAGGAGCAGGAUCUCUUCAGGGAUUUGCAAUCCCUCCCUCGCAAUGCUGCCCUACGGAAGCUGAAUGACCUCAUAAAACGUGCCCGACUGGCCAAGGUGCAUGCCUACAUAAUUGCCGAACUGCGCAAAGAGAUGCCCUCCGUGUUCGGGAAGGAGCACAAAAAGAAGGAUUUGAUUAAGAAUCUGGGUCAGAUUUAUGACAAAAUCCAGCGAGAGCACCAAAUCUCGCCCGGAGACUUCCCGGACAUAAAGAAAAUGCAGGAAUCGCUGCAGCAUCAGGACUUUAGUAAAUUCCACUCCCUCAAGAUGAGCAUGCUGGAGGUGGUGGAUCAGAUGCUGGCCAAUGACAUUGCCAAGUUGAUGGAGAUGAUCCCACACGAGGAGAGUAAUCUCGUUUCGGAGCCUGUUGUCAAAGGUGGUGCCUUCGAUGGUAUCGGUGACGAUUCAGUGUCACCCUUUGGGUAUCGCAAGGGUGAAGGAAUCGAUGCUGGAUCUGGUGAAUUGGAUUGGAUAUGCAAUCGUGAUCGUGCCCGAACGGAUCCAAUCUUCGAGAGAUUGGGCCCCAUUGAUGGGAGAAUUUCCGGUGCUGCCGCAAAGUCUGAAUUGAUUAAAUCCAAACUACCGAACAACGUGUUGAGUAAAAUAUGGAAGCUUUCCGAUGUGGAUGCCGAUGGGUUCCUUGAUGUGGAGGAAUUCGCACUGGCCAUGCAUUUGAUUAACGUAAAGCUAGAUGGAAAUGAACUUCCGACCACUCUGCCGGAUCAUCUAAUUCCUCCGUCCAAGAGGAUGAACAACGGAGAUUAGGAUGAAUAAAUUUCUCUGUACUUCUGUUGGUAAGUCGACACACACACAUAAUACACACAAAAGAUACGUUAAAGGGAUGAAAAAAUUUGCGGUUUAGCGUUGAUAUUUCAAUUUGAUCAAAGGGCUUUUUUCAAUUUUCUUGUAAUUUCUUCUUCACUUGAGCUGUUAAUUUAUCAAAAUUGCGUUAAAAAAUUAAUGAAAUUGGAUUUGAAAAUUAAUUAGAAAUAUAAUUAAAAUUUUUAUUUAAUCUGUUUAAAUUAAUAAGAAAACAAAUUCUUUGAUUAAGGGAAAAAUCAAUGAAAAGCCGAAUAUUUUUUUUAAUCUUUCUAAAACAAUAAUUCUAGGGACAUUUUGGCGACACUUAAAAACAAAAAUAAUAAUUAAACAUCACCGGAGAGUGUUGUUAUAUUUUUAUACGGACAAUAUCAUGAGAUGAGAAAAUCGUUUAUGUCUGUUAUAUACUUGUUUUUUUUUCGACACGAUAUUUCAUAUUUCCAUUGAACACAGUAAAAAGAAAAAUAUUUAUAUAAAAUAUAAAUUUAGUAUAAAAGUAAGAAGAUAAAAUGUAGAGAAAGCGAACACAAAAUUAAUGCGAAGGAAAGAUAUAAAUUUUAAGAUGAAACCCCAAAAAAUUAUGAUCGAAUCGAAAUUAUUACGAAAAUGUAAUAAAAUUGUUUUUCGUGAAGUAAUUAAUCUUGUAGCUUUUGUAUAGGAGAAGGGUAAAAAAGAAACGAAGAGAUAUCUUUCACUGUGAAUGUAUUAAAUUUAGUAUAUCACUCGAAAUACUAAAAAAAAAAUCUUUGAUAGGAACUUGUACAAUAAAUAUAUUAUUGAAUGGAAAAUGA
Messenger RNA from Lutzomyia longipalpis, 2701 nucleotides. RefSeq names its product EH domain-containing protein 3 (gene Past1). Gene Ontology annotation, molecular function: GTP binding; protein binding; calcium ion binding. Gene Ontology annotation, cellular component: plasma membrane; cytoplasm. Gene Ontology annotation, biological process: endocytosis; endosomal transport. Bases 243 to 1856 code for a protein of 537 amino acids. The record is from RefSeq and is a predicted model, not a curated record. The transcript is spliced from 4 exons. NCBI's taxonomy places the organism in Eukaryota, Metazoa, Arthropoda, Insecta, Diptera, Psychodidae.